Molecule: messenger RNA, 2880 nt
Organism: Cetraspora pellucida
Lineage: Eukaryota; Fungi; Glomeromycota; Glomeromycetes; Diversisporales; Gigasporaceae
Source: the annotation of a GenBank genome assembly
AUGUUCAAUAUUAUAGCUAUAAUAUUGGUAAAAAUGUCAAACUUUAAAAUAAUUCGUACUAUUGAAACAAAAUUUGGAAUCAAUGUUAUGAAAUGUAAAUCUAAUAGAACUGGAUUAUCAGCUAUUCUUGUCGAUGUUGAAGCUCCUCUGGUCGGAGGAUACUUUGCAAUCCCAACUGAAGCCACGGAUGAUGAUGGAUGCCCUCACACUUUGGAACAUUUAGUCUUUCUCGGUAGUGAAUUGUAUCCGUACAAGGGUGUAUUAGACACUUUGGCAAAUCGCGCAUUUGCCCAAGGAACCAAUGCUUGGACUGAAACGGAUCACACAUGUUACACUAUCACGACAGCUGGUAGUGAAGGAUUUCUGCAAUUGUUACCUAUUUUUGUGGAUCAUAUUCUAUAUCCUACUUUGACGGAAAGUGGUCACUAUACCGAGGUCCAUCACAUAAACGGAAAGGGUGAAGAUGCUGGGGUAUAUUCUCUUUAUUUUAAACUUAUUAUGGGGUAUCAACGAUUAAUGUAUCCGGAAGGAUGUGGGUAUCGUAGUGAAACUGGUGGCUUAAUGGAAUGUCUUAGACAACUUGGCGUUGAGAAAAUUCGUCAAUAUCAUAAAGAUUAUUAUAGGCCUGAUAAUUUAUGUCUAAUUAUCACUGGUAAAAUUUCACAUUCCGAAUUAUUUAAAGUUCUUGAUCCGUUGGAUGAUAGAAUUGCAUCUAAAGGAGGUUUACCUCCUCGUAAACGCAAUUAUAGAGUCUUAACUGAGUCUAAUACAUCAACUACUAGGCCAUUUGUUGAUUCUACACCAAUUCCAUUACUUGAAAAAUCUAUUCAGGAGAUUGUUGAAUUUCCAGAUGAAGAUGAGAGUAUGGGUCAAGUUGUGAUUGCUUGGCUUGGUCCCACGAUUGAUGUGAUUACUUUGAAACAUGAAUAUUCUGCAGUUUCGGUACUACAAAAAGAAUUUGUUGAAAUCGAAGAGCCAUUAUGUACAGACAUUGAUAUCUCUAUUCUCGAGCAAACUCGGACAGCAAUCUUGGCAACUUUUGAAAAUGUUCCAACGGAAGAAUUGAAAGAUCUUAUUACUAAUUUAUUUGAUGUAUUUAAAAGAAUUGUUAAUGAAGAAGGAAUUGAUAUGGAGCGUAUGAAAACUGUAAUUCAACGUGAUAGAUUAAAGACUUUAAAUGAAAUUGAAGUAAAUCCGCAUGAUUCAUUUUCUCAACUUUGUAUUGUAGACCAUGUAUAUGGUAAAGAAACUUGUGAAGACCUUGAAAGGGCCGUUAAAGAUCUAAGUUAUUAUGACCAACUUGCAAAUUUUUCAGAGAAGCAAUGGAUUGAAUAUUUGAAAAAAUAUCAUAUUGACAAUCCUAAUAUUGCGUUAUUGGGAUGUCCUUCUGCAAAAUUUGCAGAGAAACUUUUAAAUGAUGAACUUAAACGUGUCGAAAAACAACGUGAAACGUUAGGUCCUGAAAGAUUAAAGGAUUUAGAAAAAAAAUUAGAAGAUGCACAAACAUUAAAUAAUCAGCCUAUUCCACCUCAAAUUAUUGAAAAUUUUCCAGUUCCAAGUGUUGAAAGUAUAACAUUUAUAAAGGUUAUUACUGGUAGAAAUAAGUCGGAAGGAAAAUUCAAAAAUAUCGUUCAAGAUUAUCUUGAUCGGGACGACUUGGCAGAUAUACCAUACUUCAUUCAAUUCGAUCAUAUCAAUUCUGCAUUCAUAACUAUUUCCGUCUAUAUCACCACAGAAUCUAUUCCCAUCGACCUUCGCCCAUACCUGGAAAUUUAUCUCGAAUCAUUUUAUAGCUUGCCAUUGAAUAGACCUAAUGGUGAACAUUUAACAUUUGAACAAGUGGUUAAUGAACUGAACAAAGAUACCGUUAGCUAUGAACAUAAUCUAGGAAUUAAAGGAUAUGAAGGGAUGAUUUGUUUCUCUGUCAAAGUUGAAGCUGCCAAAUAUGCAACCGGAAUUCAGUGGUUACGUGAUUUGUUGUGGAAUACAGAAUUUACUGUCGAAAGGCUUAAAAUUUGUGCUUCAAAACUACUAAAUGAUAUUCCACAAGCUAAGCGUGAAGGAUAUGAUAAAGUUUUACCCGAAGCCAUUAAAUUAUUGGAAAAAAAUCCAACAAAAGUUAUUGAAAUGUUUAUAAAGCUUAAAGAGAUUUUGAUUUCUCCAGAAAAUUUCAGAAUUCAUGUGAGUGGAAAUAUUAUGCAAUUAAAAAAUCCUAAAAGUACAUGGGCAGAAAAUUUUAGAACUAUUCCGAGUACAAAACCUUUGUCGCCUAUUCCCUUGCCACAAAAUGUCUUGACUGAAUCGGGACGUAAUCCUGGUCCGAAUACAUUUGAUUCACCGGAUUUGGCUCCCUUACUUGUACUAUGUGAGCUUUUGCACACGAUGGAAGGUGUAUUUUGGAGAGUAAUCCGUGGUCAGGGAUUAGCUUAUAGUGUUUGGCUUAAAGUUAGUGUGGAAUCAGGUUUAAUUUAUUUUACCAUAUACAAGUCACCUGACGCAUAUAAAGUAUAUGAACAAGCUAAGAAAAUUGUAAAUGAUUUAUCUUCUAAGAAGGUUGAGUUUGAUAAGUGUGAAUUAGAAGGUGCAAAAAGUGGGGUCAUUUAUAGUCUUGUCAGUAAUGAGGCUACAGAAUCGUUUGUUUUACAAGUUUUAAAUCAUUUGAGUUCUGAUUUUAAUAAAGAAUUGAUUUCAAAAGUUCAGGCUGUGAAAUACGAAGAACUUUACAUUAUGCUAACGAAGUAUAUAACGAAAUUAUUUAUGCCUGAAACUUCAAAUGUUGUAGUUAUUUCAACUCCCGGCAAAGUUAAGGACGUACGAGAAGGAUUUAAUACUCAUGGAUUCAAGUUAGAAGUUAAAAGUUUAGAUAAAGUUAUUAUUUAA